Molecule: messenger RNA, 209 nt
Organism: Dovyalis caffra
Lineage: Eukaryota; Viridiplantae; Streptophyta; Magnoliopsida; Malpighiales; Salicaceae
Source: the annotation of a GenBank genome assembly
GGAAGGUUAGACAAGAGAACAUAUAUAAUUGGAUGGAACAACCUAAGAUUGUGACUUGUAAAAACAUAGCUACUGUCAUUGCAUGGUUGAUUAUAGAUCUAUACAACCGUCCAAAGGAAUAUCUAAAGAAGACUAUGAUAGCGAAUUUGCAUCCUGUAGUUUUGUGGAAAAUGUCUCGGCAGACAGCAUUUCUUUUAGAAUGGGAAUAG